Molecule: messenger RNA, 1883 nt
Organism: Scutellospora calospora
Lineage: Eukaryota; Fungi; Glomeromycota; Glomeromycetes; Diversisporales; Gigasporaceae
Source: the annotation of a GenBank genome assembly
GAACAAUUGCAAAAUCUGGUACUUCGGAAUUUUUAAGUGCUAUCGAAGAUAAAAAAGCUGAUAUGAAUUUAAUUGGUCAAUUCGGUGUCGGUUUUUAUUCAGUUUUCUUGGUAGCUGAUAAAGUUGUUGUUACUACAAAACAUAAUGAUGAUGAUCAAUAUAUUUGGGAAUCUCAAGCUAUUAAUGAUUUUACUAUUGCUAAAGAUCCUAGAGGAAAUACUUUAGGGCGUGGUACUCAAAUUAAAUUACAUUUUAAGGAUGAUGCUGUCUCAUUUCUAGAGGAUAACUCCAUUCGUAAUCUUAUUUUAAAAUAUUCUGAAUUUAUUAAUUUUCCUAUUUGGUUAUGGACUAAGAGAACUGAAACUAUUACUGUUGAAGAUGAUAUGAUCGAAAAAAAGGAAUCUGAUGAACCCAAAGUUGAUUCUGAGGAACCAAAAGUUGAAGAUGCUAAAGAUGAUGAUAAAAAGUCUGAUGUGGAAACAAAAACAAUAGAAAUACCCGGCUGGGAACUUAUGAAUACUCAAAAACCUAUUUGGACGCGUGAUCCAAAAAAUGUAACUGAUAUAGAGUAUGAAAAUUUUUAUAUGUCUUUUUCAAAGGAUAAUACCCCUCCUUUAGCUUGGACUCAUUUUAAGGCCGAAGGAGAAGUUGAUUUCAAAGCUAUUGUAUAUAUUCCUUCUAAAGCUCCUGAUAAUUUAUUUCAAAAAGUCCAAGAUUUUGCACGUAACGUUAAACUUUUCGUUAAACGUGUAUUUAUCACUGAUGAAUUCUUGGAUUUCAUUCCAAAAUACCUAGCUUUUAUAAAAGCCGUAAUUGAUGCAGACGAUAUACCCCUAAAUGUGAGUAGAGAAACCUUACAACAUCAUAGAUCUCUUCAAUUGAUUAAAAAAAGAAUUGUUAAAAAAACUUUGGAGUUAAUUGCUGAUUUAAAAAAAGAUGAUGUCAAAUAUACAAAAUUCCUUAAAGAGUUUGGAACAAGUUUAAAGAUUGGAGCUAUCGAAGAUAACGAAAAUAGAAAGAAGAUCGCACAUUUACUAAAAUUCCCUAGUUCAUAUAAAGGCUCAAAUUGGACAACAAUAGAUGAUUAUAUUAGUAGAAUGAAAAAAGAUCAAGAUAAAAUGUAUUUCAUCACUGGCUCUUCUAUAGAAGAAGUUGAAAAAUCACCUUUUGCUGAAAGUCUUGUGGCAAGAGGAUAUGAAGUGUUAUAUAUGGUUGAACCUAUUGAUGAAAUGUUGGUUCAACAUAUGCCAGGACACGGUGGUAAAAUGUUCCAAAAUAUCGCAAAGGGUGAUUUCACAGAUCCUGGUGCAAGUCCUAUAUCAUUAUCUGAGUUGAAAUUCAAGUUCAUCAAAUUGACUGAAUGGAUGCAACUUGUACUUGCUGAUAUUCAAGUAACUAAUCGUCUUACCACUUCUCCUUGUGUUGUCAUCGCAAAUGAAUGGGAAAAUGAAUUCCUAAAAGAUUUCUAUGCAAAACAAAAGAAAACUUUAGAAAUUAAUCCAUAUCACCCACUUAUUAUUGGAUUAUUGGAUAUAGUUGAAAAAGGCAAAGCUGAUGAAAAUACAAAAGAAAUGGUCCAAGUUUUAUAUGAAUCUACUUUAAUUAGAUCUGGAUUUGAGUUGAAAGAUAAUAUAAAAUACGUGACAAUGAUUGAAAAAAUUUUAAGAAGGAAUUUGGGUAUAGAUCCUGAUGCAAAACCUGAAAUUAAUAUUGUACCGGCUGAAGAUGCCGAUCCCACAGCAAAAAGUAACCCUGAACUAAAGGAUGAAGAAGAUUUAUUUAAUGAGUUGGAGCGUGACGAAUCCCCUGUCAAACCUUCAAAUGAUGAUGCAGAUGACUCUACAGAUCCAACUAAGCCUAUUAUCGGUCAUGAUGAGCUUUAA